Messenger RNA from Gigantopelta aegis, 1096 nucleotides. RefSeq names its product putative cyclin-dependent serine/threonine-protein kinase DDB_G0272797/DDB_G0274007. Bases 6 to 521 code for a protein of 171 amino acids. The record is from RefSeq and is a predicted model, not a curated record. The transcript has 2 exons. Lineage: Eukaryota; Metazoa; Mollusca; Gastropoda; Neomphalida; Peltospiridae.
ACUCCAUGCCGACACCAACAACACGAGCCGAAACUGAUGAACCUGUGGACAACAACUUGAAAACAACCCUGCUGGCUGUAAUUGUGCCCCUUGUGGUCAUAGUUGCAGUUAUAGGUCUUCUCAUUCACUACAGAAGGAAGAUAGCACAAAUAAUGUGCAGCUGGAGACAAACCCUACACGAGGUCAUAGGUCAUGAUCGGAGAGACGCUGGGCCCGGGGUUAUAGCUCACGACCAUCAACCACAUAACCUGGAACCAGUUGAUAUGUUAAAUCUGGAAAGACAAGAUGAGGAAAUUAGCAAUGGAGUCGGUGCCGACCAGUCGCGUGCAGUCUUUAGGAAUGCUCAAGAAAGUAAACAAAUACAUGCGCAACAAAGUGAACAAAUGCACGCACAGGAAAGUGAACAAAUGCAUGCACAGGAAAGUGAACAAAUGCAUGCACAGGAAAGUGAACAAAUGCACGAGCAAGAAACUGAUAAGAUGCUUGAAGAGCAAUCUGAGCAGACAAGUGUAAAAUACUGAUAGAUUGACGUACAGUAGUCCAUCUAGAAGAAGUAGGUCAUGUAGAAGAAGUAGGCCAUAUAGGAGAUACAGCCCAUGUAGAAAUAGCCUAUGUAGAAGUAGCCCGUGUUGAAGACGCAGUCCACGUAGAAGAAGUAGGUCAUAUGGUAGAAAUGGGCAUCCUCUUACAGGUACACUAUUCCAUAAGCAUGUCCCAAACAGACAAGUCUGUGUAGUUCUCGAGGCAUCAUGAUCGAAUUUCAGUUGGACAGACACAUGGACAUAAAAUCAUGACCACCACUGUGACAAUCCACCACCAUAAUGAUUAUAAAAUUGCUCAAGUCAUAUUACGUCCAUUCAUGUCUUUUCAUGAACGAGAUCUCAAAAUAUUUAAUUUCCAUCUUGUUGAAUAUCAUACGGUCCUGUUGGCACCUGACUGGGAAAAACAAGCGGUGGUGUGUGUGUGUGUGUGUGUGUGUGUGUGUGUGUGUGCCUUUUGUUUUUGACCUAGAUAAGCCAGCUUAGUGAAACCAAUGCGGAGUGCGGCGUCAUAUAUGCACCAAACGUAAUUGGAUUUUCUGUUCUAUAUGCUUAAA